AUGUCCCCACCUCUUCUUCUGCAGGUGUCUAAAGCGGCAGCAGACCUGAUGAGUUACUGUGAGCAGCACGCUCGUAACGACCCUCUGCUGGUCGGGGUUCCCACCUCCGACAACCCUUUCAAGGACAAGAAGCCCUGCAUCAUCCUAUAGCCGCCUUCUGACAUCACACACACACACACACACAACACACACACACACACACAACACACACACACACACACACACACACACACACACACACACACACACACAUUUAUAUACACUUGUGCACAUACAGGCACAUAUAAAUGCACACAUUCAAUACUUAAAAUGAUCCUCAAACUCAUGCAAGCACACAUUUCAAGCCUACAAACACAUACAGAAACACACACACACACACACACACACACACUCCAAAAAUAGCCACUCUGGAAAAGCGCCAUACUCCGGAGCCACAGCUAGGGGGCAGGUAUCUCGUUCUCUUGGUGGCUGAGAUCAGUAUAUCGCUGAGUAUGAUCCAAGGUGCUUUUGGUUAUAUUCACAUAUGCUGGUUAAUUAACUACAAGUGUCAGCUUAACUUUGAAAGGGAUUUGGACAUUAUUUAUCAGUAAGAAAACCGGAUUUCUUUCCUUCUUUUGUCAAAAAAUGAAGGGGUUGUUUAAAGGAUGGACUGCAGUGCCAUAGGCGAGGAGUGGGAGGAUGCAUGUUGGCAAUAGAAAUUAACGGUUGGCGCUCCCAAACAGGGAGUUAAAACCGGCCUGAGAGCUUUGCCUACAAACCUAUUGUGCUAAAUCAUGGCGGGUAAUUUCGGAGCAAGUGGCUGAAGCCUUUGCCUUUUUCAAACUAGCAUGUUCCCAUCCAACAGACCUCUGCCUGUGGCCUCACUGCGGCCGUCUGCAGCCUUUGGCAACACCUCCAGCUGUGCCAACCUGUGCAGAAUGUCGUCCCUAUGUGCUGAUCUGAUGUCACCGUUUUCACUGCGGUUCAAUAUGGCUGCUGUUGGUUGAGAUCAAAGUCUAACGUGACGUCAGAUCUGCAGCAGAACAUAGUUACAAAAACUCAAGCUAUUAACCCUGGACGCUUACUGCAAUUUUCUUAAGAAAUACUUGUUUGUGUACUACAUGUAUGUUGCGAUAUUUUGUUGAAGCAUUACUUAACAGAUAAAUAUAAUACUUUAUUUUAAUUAUUGGUUUGCUUUGACAUAGGUGUUGCCCCUGGCUGGUCACGUUUCUCUUCCUGUUUGAGGCUAGAUGCUACUAUUAAUCAAACAACAAGGAGAUCUAGUUGUCAGCCAGGGGUAUCACCUAUAAGCAGAUAACAGAAGUAUCUUAAUCUAGCCGCCCUGUGCUUUACCCCGAGGUCGCACACUGACCACACCUUUACAGUCUGCAAGGACUGCAUGGCUGGAGGGGAAAACCCAAACUGAAAAAGUAAAUGCUGUCUUAAAACGUUUAGAUUAACCUUUCCCUUUCCUGCCUUCUUCACUUAUGUUUGUGUGUUUGAAUUGGCAGUUUUUAUAAUGUUAAUGGAUGGAAAAGAAGAGACAUAAUGCAUUGGAUAGUGAACAGAUAAAGGUCUUUGCUUUGUUUGCAUCUACAGUAGAGGAAGAGGGUACCACAGUACAUCAUAACAACCUGGCUAAACCAGUCUGAGAGUUUGGGGUCAGAGGCUGGGUCGGUACACGGUUUCCUCUGUCCUCCUCUCCUCCACAAUGCUCCUUUCUCUGACAAACCAAACGUGAUUGUAAAAGCUGAAGUUGAAGUGAAAGAAAAAAUGAAGUAAAGAGAAACAAACUAACUGUAUAAACUUUAUUUCAGACAUGUGCAGAAGUGAUACAUUGAAGAGUAGCUGUUUUGGGUUUAUUUGUGAGUUUCUUCUUUCUAUGGAGUCCAUGGAGCCUGGUGAGUUGAGUAGUUCCCUGUACAGUGUUUGUAAGAUACACAAUCGAGACACAGAACCUCCCUCUCUGGAUGUUGGACUUUUUUUUUUAGUUCUACUUUUUCUGUUCGGUCAGUCACAUAUCUGUCUUCAUUUCUUCUUCUUUUUCUCAUUCAGGAUUUAGAGGCUUGGGAUAGUUGAGGAUUGUUUAAACCAUAGAUACAAAAACAAAACAUCUGAUAGAAACAAAACAACUGUUAGGUUUAUUAUCGGGUCCUGUUAGAGGAUGAACCAACAUCUGACCUCUUUACAGUGGCAAAAACCAACCUCCUUUAACACCGGAGCAGCAACGUUGUUCUCAAGUGUUGGUUAUGGUCGGCAUUUAGGACAACACACACUCAUCCGCAUAACACACUCUCUUGCUGUUGUUGUUUUAGGUUCGAUUGCCCGAAGUCAAAGCUUAAAGGAGCACUAAAUGACACGUGUUGCUUUUGAUGCUUGAUCCCUGAAAAGAUGUGUGCAAUCAUAUUUACAUUGGAGCAUUUAGCCGAGGCUUUUGUCAGCUGUAACGUACAAGGCUUACGACUGCUGAUGAAUCUCAGGGGAGUUGAAUCGACUGCUUUUUUCUGUUAGGCUAUUCGAUCAUGAGCCUCCUGCUGAGUUUUUAUUCGAAGCGGUGCGAACUGUUGAGCAGUGUGCACAGAGACAAAGUAGGCAGGGGGCACCUUUUAGACAGAAUUAAAUGAUUAUGAGGUACCCUUGACAAAUCUUUGAAUGUGUCUUGAAAGGAAUAGCAUGUAUGUGCAUUUGAGUGUGUGUUUUUGAGAGACACACAGUGUGUAAGAAGGCACAGUAUCUCCACGUAAUGAUGUUUCUGUCGCUCAGCCCUCCAAUGGCAGGUCAGUCCGACCUGAGCAGAGGACACGUUGUGCAACAUGUACGGCCUCCUCUCACUCAGAUGCUACUGUGCUCAUCGCUAAGAAUAGUAAAGAAGGGCCUUGUAAGAAUAUACAAUAAUGGGAAGCUAUUUUUAAUGUGAUGACCAAUAAU
Notothenia coriiceps (black rockcod) is the source of this 2907-nucleotide messenger RNA. RefSeq names its product guanine nucleotide-binding protein G(I)/G(S)/G(O) subunit gamma-7-like. Gene Ontology annotation, biological process: G protein-coupled receptor signaling pathway. Gene Ontology annotation, cellular component: heterotrimeric G-protein complex. The record is from RefSeq and is a predicted model, not a curated record. Bases 1 to 150 code for a protein of 49 amino acids. NCBI's taxonomy places the organism in Eukaryota, Metazoa, Chordata, Actinopteri, Perciformes, Nototheniidae. The transcript has a single exon. Gene Ontology annotation, molecular function: G-protein beta-subunit binding.